CACCGUCCUUCCACUCAGCCAGUCAAACUUUUCAAGACAAGCAACCAUGUGUGACGAUGACGAGACCACUGCUCUUGUCUGUGACAACGGCUCUGGGCUGGUGAAAGCUGGCUUUGCAGGAGAUGAUGCUCCCAGGGCUGUGUUCCCAUCUAUCGUGGGUCGCCCACGUCACCAGGGCGUCAUGGUAGGCAUGGGACAGAAGGACUCCUAUGUUGGGGAUGAAGCUCAAAGCAAGAGGGGUAUCCUCACCCUGAAGUAUCCCAUUGAGCAUGGCAUCAUCACUAACUGGGACGACAUGGAAAAGAUCUGGCAUCACACCUUCUACAAUGAACUUCGUGUGGCCCCUGAAGAGCACCCUACACUGCUCACAGAAGCUCCACUUAACCCAAAAGCCAACAGAGAAAAGAUGACACAGAUCAUGUUUGAAACCUUCAACGUGCCAGCUAUGUAUGUUGCAAUCCAAGCCGUGCUCUCCCUCUAUGCCUCUGGCCGUACCACUGGUAUUGUGCUGGAUUCUGGUGAUGGUGUCACCCACAACGUCCCCAUAUAUGAAGGUUAUGCUUUGCCUCAUGCCAUCAUGCGUCUGGACCUGGCAGGUCGCGACCUAACUGACUACCUCAUGAAGAUCCUGACUGAACGUGGUUAUUCAUUUGUCACAACAGCAGAAAGAGAAAUUGUGCGUGACAUCAAGGAAAAAUUGUGCUAUGUUGCCCUGGACUUUGAAAAUGAAAUGGCAACAGCUGCUUCAUCCUCCUCCCUGGAGAAGAGUUAUGAAUUGCCAGACGGCCAAGUUAUCACCAUUGGUAAUGAGCGUUUCCGCUGCCCUGAGACCCUGUUCCAGCCUUCUUUCAUUGGCAUGGAAUCUGCUGGCAUCCAUGAGACCACCUACAACAGCAUCAUGAAAUGUGACAUUGAUAUCCGCAAGGACUUGUAUGCCAACAACGUUCUCUCUGGUGGUACCACAAUGUACCCAGGUAUUGCUGACCGUAUGCAAAAAGAAAUCACUGCCCUGGCUCCAAGCACCAUGAAGAUCAAGAUCAUUGCACCACCUGAACGCAAGUACUCUGUCUGGAUUGGAGGCUCCAUUCUUGCAUCUCUCUCAACCUUCCAGCAAAUGUGGAUCACCAAGCAAGAAUAUGAUGAAGCUGGUCCUUCCAUUGUCCACCGUAAAUGCUUCUAAGCAUGUGACUGUAUGGUGCAAAUUUUUAAGUGGAGCAAUCACAGUAUAAAUAAAAAUUAUGUUUACUAUAAGGUACAAUGAAGACCUACAGAGACUAAUAUGUAAGUGACAUCAUGGAGCUAUAGUUUACCUCCCCAAUUACACUACAGCAACCGGACUCUUCUGUUUCCCAAACUAAUUUAAUAUAGAAGAGGGUAGAUAUAUAUAAAUGUUGAAGAGCCUGCUAUAAUCAACCAGCAAUGCAUGUAUUUAGUGGCUUUGUUACUUUAUCACAUCAACCCAAGUUGAAAGCCACCUGUACUAUUGGGGGGGAGGGAUAGAGUGGGUGCAAUCUGCAUUGUCUAUAUCUAAUUGCUUGUUAAGGAAACAUGGCUCAUUCCAAAAUCUUUGCAAUACCUAAAUCCUUGAUGUAUUUGGCACAAACUGCUGCUAUGUUAUAUGUAUCAUUAUUCACAUGUACAUUUAUUGUGUUUUUUUACAUCUCGAUAGGUAAUAAUAAUAUGUGUCAUGUAGAUUUAACUUUCUUGAAUAAUUCGGCACUGAAAUUGUUUACUGUGAAGGGAAAACAUAAUAAAACUUUUGCAAUGCUA
Molecule: messenger RNA, 1770 nt
Organism: Xenopus laevis (African clawed frog)
Lineage: Eukaryota; Metazoa; Chordata; Amphibia; Anura; Pipidae
Product: MGC75582, possible similarity to act2 L homeolog
Exons: 1
Coding region: 47-1180 (377 amino acids)
Biological process (GO): cytoskeleton organization
Cellular component (GO): cytoskeleton
Source: RefSeq, marked provisional